AUGGCCCGAGUGAACGAAUUUCUAAAACAAUCAUCCCUUAUUCGUGGAGAAGAAGAUGAAGAGUCCGAUCUUUCCACCUCUUCCUUCUGUUCACAACAAACACAUUUGAAAACUUUGAAUUCAUCUUCUUUGAGUGGUGUUGACACUCCACACGAUCUCACACGUUGUAAACAUACCUUUCACAAUUCUUCACAAAUUCCCUUACCAGAUGAAAUUAUUCAAUAUCACAUUGCGCCCUAUAUGGAUGUAAAAACAUUGUGUUCAAAAUUCUUUCUGCUUUCCAGUUAUUUGAAAAAACUGGUGGAUGAAAACCAUAUAUGGAAAGAACGAUUCUUUAGGGUUCUUCCUUACAGCCAAUUUGACUUUUUCGAAAACAAUCCCAUCUAUUGGAAAAAGUGUUACCAUUCAGAAGUGACUCGAAGAUACUUUUCAUCAUUAAAUACCGCACAUCAAGAUCGAAUUUAUCCCUCACUCGAUGAACUCAGUGUGAGUUUCAAAGAUUUAUAUCGAACUCUCUACGUGGAAGGGAAAUUAAGCAAACAACGUUUAUUGAAUUCUGGAAAUUACAAACGCGAUCAAUACUCUCAUCACAUUACCUAUUAUUAUUUGAUCGACAUGUUUGAAAGUGUGAAAUUGGAACAUGAUCAAUUGAGAUGCAUUGAACAAUUCUUUGGACAACAAGUGGGACCAGGUGUUGAGUUUUUUAGAGGACGCACUCGAGAGAAGGGUGCACUCCAUGACGAUGAAACUCGUGAAUACUAUGGAGUAUUUGGAUUGGUAGUGGGAGUUUAUUUUGUCAUGUUUCAAGAGUGGAUGAGCAAUGAUUUGAGAGCUCAUGUGUUUGGAAGAAAGAUUAAUCAUCGAAUGGUGGAGACUUAUGAUCUCAAUCAUCUUCAGCAGAAUCAUCAUGACCACACGAACCUUCCUUCGAGCCACCAUCACCUGGACCACCACCACCACCGCCACAACAACAUGUUGCACAUUCGAACCUAUCCUUCAACAAAUUUUCAAUCACAGCAACAACAUGCUGCACCUUUAUGGAAUGAUUCAUCAUCGAGUGGUAGUGGCAGUCAUUCAUGUCCUUCCUCUGUCACAAAUACCACCACUGCAACCUCAACAACAACAACAUUGAAUCGACCCAUGAGGAUGAGAGGAUCUUUUAAAAGAAUUCCCUUAUUUGCCUCAACACCUCGUCAUCAUCAUCCUCAUUGGCUUCUUCAUGAAGCAGAUCGUGAUGACGAAGAAGGAGACGAUGAUACAGAUUUCCUUAUGGAAGAUGAGGAUGCUGUCAUGACUGCUACUAACACCACCAACAACACCAACAAUAUGCAUGAAAGUUCUUCCUCAAUGUUGAGUCCUUCCAAUCAUGAUCUUCUCAUGCAAGAUGAAGAUGAGGAAAUUCAACAAGUGACAUCAUCCUCGUGUCCACUCAAUCAUGUGUUUCCUCAAUACUUGUUUCUAAGUCAACCCACUGAAGAUAAAUGGGAUCAACAACAAAAGCAUGAUUCACCUGUGAGUGUGGUUAUUCAUGGAGUUUGGAGUGACAACAAGGAACGAUGUGGCUUAUUCACAAGUGAAAAUAUUGAUUGGUCCACGACUGUCUUUGAUUUGAGUACUCUCGGAAGUAAAUUAUAUGAUAUUAAUUAUAAGAGAUUGUAUAGUGUAGAGAAUGAAGUGAAAAUGUUUUCGAGAAUGACUGCAUUCAAGUAUUGGAGAAUGGUUGUGAAUUAUUCCUUAGGAUUGCCAUCUUAUAGGGAAGAGGAAGGAUGGAAUCUCCAUCAGCAGAAUUUAUCAACUAGUAGUAGUGGUAGUAGUACUGGCAGUAGUAGUGCUGACGGCAAUAGAGAUGCCAUGCAACAACAAUCGCAACAGCAACAUGCACACUCUUAUGCAGUGAGAGAAUAUAAUGUAACUUUUGAUUGUGACACUUAUUUGAGAGGAGAAGCCGCAUUGUGUCAUCACCAUCAUCAUCAUGGAAUGGACCCGCAUCUUCAUCAGGGAGGUCCUUCUCAACAACAACAUGCUCCUCAUUUUCAGAUUGUUGGAAAUGCCAUGGAUAGUUACAUUUCAUUUAACAUGUUGAGUAGAGGGGAACAUAUAUUCUUGGCUUGGUGUCAAUUCGAUCAUAUGAAACAGGAGAGUAAGAUAAAAACCAAGUCCGCUCUCCGUUCCAAGAUUAUCUAUCCAAAUAAUCGUCGUGAUUCGUUUGCUUGUUUGGAACCACCAAGUGUGAAUCUUAAUGUGAAUGAAUUUAGGUUGUCAGGAAUUAUUUUAGAUCGAGAGGGAAUUAAGGGUCAUCUCACCUUAGAGCCCUUGCCAAUGAAUCACCAACACCACCAUCAUCACCAUCAUGUCAAUCAAUAA
This is a messenger RNA of Naegleria fowleri, 2364 nucleotides long. RefSeq lists its product as uncharacterized. The record is from RefSeq and is a predicted model, not a curated record. NCBI's taxonomy places the organism in Eukaryota, Heterolobosea, Eutetramitea, Acrasida, Naegleriidae. The transcript has a single exon. Bases 1 to 2364 code for a protein of 787 amino acids. Gene Ontology annotation, molecular function: protein binding.